Camellia sinensis is the source of this 645-nucleotide messenger RNA. The record is from RefSeq and is a predicted model, not a curated record. Lineage: Eukaryota; Viridiplantae; Streptophyta; Magnoliopsida; Ericales; Theaceae.
AUGCGCUUCCACAUCAUCAAUGGAAUUGCUCAGGGGCUUCUUUAUCUUCAUCAAGAUUCCAGAGUGAAAAUUAUCCAUAGAGAUUUGAAAGGUAGCAAUAUUUUACUAGAUCAAGAGAUGAAUCCAAAAAUAUCAGACUUUGGCUUAGCUAGAAUAUUUGGAGGAAAUGAGACGGUAGCAAAUACGAAAAGAGUGGUUGGAACAUAUGGGUACAUGUCUCUAGAAUAUGCAAUGGAGGGGCUAUUCUCAGUAAAGUCCGAUAUAUUUAGCUUUGGUGUUUUGGUAUUAGAAGUAGUGAGUGGGCAGAGAAACAGGGGAUUUUUUCACCCAAGUCACGACCUCAACCUUCUUGGGCAUGCCUGGAGAUUAUACAAGGAAGGCAAGGCUACAGAAUUGAUUGAUGUACAACUACGGAACUCAUGCAAUCUAACUGAAGUGUUGCAUUCAAUUCACGUGGGUUUAUUGUGUGUGCAACAACGGCCUGAGGAUAGGCCUAGCAUGGAAAGUGUGGUUUGGAUGUUCGGCAAAGAGGGUGCUCUGACUCAUCAGCCUAAACAACCUGGUUUUUUCACUGAAAGAAAUCUUCUUGAAAUAGAAAGAAGAGAGAUUGAACAAUGUUCCGCCAAUAUGGCCACCAUAACAUAG